AUGGACAGUCUACUACAGAAAAGGAGUGUAUUGGUGCUCCUUUUAUUGGUAUGUUGUGUACUUUUUUAUGUCUUGCUUGGCGUAGAAAAGAAAGACACGUUUAUAGAUAAAGUAGAACAAGACAAGAAGAAAGCAGCACAUGCGUCAUCUGUUCACAUUGUCAAGGACAAUGUUUUACCAGUAGAGUUUCCAUCCCCAUUUCAAUUACAUACACCCACCAAAGAUGAAAAGUUCAUUACGUAUUUACCUCACUCAGGUUUCCAUAAUCAACGCAUCGAACUAGAGAAUGCACUCUUACUAGCGUCGUACCUCAACCGCACACUGUUGCUACCUUCAGUCUAUUUAGGCAAUCCAGCGUUUCCAUGGUUACGGUUCGACAAAAUGUACGAGCGGCUAUUAUUGCAGACGAAGAAUGGACUUAGUUACUGCUCCGAGUUGAGGGAAGGAGAACCAUUGAGUACGGAGUGUCUUAAUUAUUUUCGGUGGACAGCAGUACCUUGGACGUUUUUCUAUGAUCUGCAGGCAUUGAAUCGAAAAGUGCGUAUUGUAUUUCGACAGGACCUUAGUUUAGAGUGGCUCAAUGGGACAUUGCAGAUAGAUGCAGAUGACACCUACUUAUUCAAGGAUAAUUCACCCUUUGAUUUCCGAGUGUAUGAUUUACCCGAAUCCAAGACUCCUUUAACUCGAUUUGUCAACCGCAUUGAUCUUAGCACAUUGGAAUCUAUCAAGGAGAAAUUAAUUCAUUUCGGGUCUGUGUUUGGUACGUCACGUGUAUUGGCCCAGUCUAAAGAACAUGCAGAGCUACUCCAGUUUAUUAGACAAGAAAUGAUCUUUAAGAAUCCCGUGUUGGUGGAUACAGCAGCCAAAGUGGUACAGCAGUUGGGUGGAGUCGGACAAUUUGUGGGUAUUCAUUUACGUGUGGGGGAUGGUAUGUUCAAGACAAGAGCCUCAAUUGCAAUUGACGAUAUAUAUCAUCAAUUGGUGGACGAUUACACGGAUUUGUCGAUUGACGGAGUCAUGCAUUAUGAUGAAGAGCAUGAUGAAGACAGAAAAGAGAAUACAGAAUAUGAGAUUAAGCAGUUACGCGAAAGUAAUGUGGUGAAGGGAGAUGAUGCCAAGCCAAUCACGGUGAAUCAUCCAUCGGACAUCCAAAGUCGACUAGGAAGAAGCCAGCUACCGAGUUGUCAAGUAGAGGGUGAUGGAAUGAACGAUCGAUUUGCAAAAACAACCAUCUUUAUAGCUACAGAUUGUCCCAAUCCGCGAGAGCAUCCAUUGUUACGCAAGAUAUUUAGGACAUUCCCGUGUACUUUUGUGCUUGCUGAUUUUAAAAAAGAUUUGAUGGAACUAAGCAAGAUCGAGGUAGUGGAUGAAAAGGUUAAAUUGAAUCCAUGGCUGAUUCCAAUGGUGGAUGCCAUCAUUGCGUCUCAAGGUCAUACCUUUUUUGGCACCAAUUCAAGCACCUUCUCCACUUAUAUUGAACGUCAAUUGCACCCUGUUUAUACCAACCAACAUGCUUUUAUCUGA
Molecule: messenger RNA, 1524 nt
Organism: Mucor mucedo
Lineage: Eukaryota; Fungi; Mucoromycota; Mucoromycetes; Mucorales; Mucoraceae
Product: CigA protein
Exons: 1
Coding region: 1-1524 (507 amino acids)
Source: RefSeq, a predicted model, not a curated record